This is a messenger RNA of Sphaerodactylus townsendi, 3306 nucleotides long. It is a transcript of the gene PRLR, whose product is annotated as prolactin receptor. Gene Ontology annotation, cellular component: external side of plasma membrane. Gene Ontology annotation, molecular function: protein binding; cytokine receptor activity. The transcript has 15 exons. Lineage: Eukaryota; Metazoa; Chordata; Lepidosauria; Squamata; Sphaerodactylidae. The record is from RefSeq and is a predicted model, not a curated record. The coding region runs from base 236 to 2704 and encodes 822 amino acids. Gene Ontology annotation, biological process: cytokine-mediated signaling pathway.
GAUUAUUCACUCAACUGACUGCUUUUCCUGAUGAGAUGGGUUAAAGAGCACACUUUGGGAAGCUAGCCAGAGCCAACAUGGAUUCAGACAGACUUCUUUUCUCCAGAAUAGCAGCUGUAUGACUGUCAUGUAUCUGUGAAGAAGAGAAACAUGAUCUUGCACAUGAAUUGUGUUGUGAGCCUCUGAGCUUUUGUUCCUGGCUGGAGCUGAAGACAAGGAUGUAGAGGAGAGCAAAAUGCCAUCAGAUGUGUUGUCAUCAGUAUUUAUACUGCUAUUUUCACUAAACACGUUGUUGGUUAAUGGUAAAUCACCUCCUGGAAAGCCCGUGAUAACCAACUGCCAGUCUUCAGGAAAUGAAACUUUUACUUGCUGGUGGAAGCGUGGUUCAGAUGGAGAUCUUCCUACAACUCACACUCUGUUGUACAAGACAAAUGGAGAAGAACAUGGCCACGAAUGUCCUGACUACAUAUCUGGAGGCCCCAAUUCCUGUCACUUUGAUACAAAGCUCCUCAGUUUUCCAACAUCAUAUAGCAUCACAGUAAAGGCUACCAAUGACCUGGGAAGUAAUGUCUCUGAUCCUCAUUAUGUAGAUGCAGCAUCAGUAGGCAGACCGAAACCUCCCACAGGCCUGUCUCUGGAAGUCAAGCAGCUGAAUGGGGUAACAUACGUCUGGGCAAAAUGGUUGCCGCCUCCGUUGGUUGCUGGUGCGGGAAGCUUGCAAAAACAGAAUUAUGAAUUGCGGCUCAAGUUUGCUGGAGAAAAAGAAUGGGAGGUUAAGUUUGUUGGGGAACAAACAGAAUAUAAAAUCUUUCAGUUACGUCCAGGAGUGAAAUACACUGUUCAGGUUCGCACCAUAACGGAAGUUGGUGAGAAGAGCAAAUGGAGUCCUGAGAUGAGCAUUCAGCUCCCUAAUGGCCAACCUCCAGGAAAGCCAGAGCUAAUAAGAUGUCGGUCUCCCGAAAAAGAAACCUUUACUUGCUGGUGGAAGCCCAGUUCUGAUGGAGGUCUCCCCACUAAUUACACUCUGUUCUAUAAGAGAGAAAAAGAUGAAUUUUACAGCGAAUGUCCGGACUACAUAACAGGAGGGCCCAAUUCCUGUUAUUUUGAUCGGAAGCACACCUCCAUCUGGACAAUGUAUAAUAUGACUGUCAAGGCAACGAACGUAUUGGGCAGUAACGUCUCCUUAGCUUUCUUUGUGGAUGUGGCUCUUAUAGUUCAGCCAAACCCUCCAAUAAACCUGACUCUGGAAUGGGUGGAUCGAGACAGUGGGAAAUACCUCUUGCUGAAUUGGGCUGCACCACCACGGGCAGAUGUCAGAUCUGGCUGGCUGACCCUUGAAUACGAGCUGCGCAUAAAGCCAGAAAAAGGACAAGAGUGGGAAAAUAUAUCUGUCGGACCAGGGACCAAAUAUAAGUUGUUUAGUUUGAAUGCAGGAGUAAAGUACGUUGCACAAGUUCGCUGCCGAUCAAACAAAGAAUGGAGUCAGUGGAGUUCUGAAAGUUACGCUCAGAUCCCUAAAGAGUUCAGACUGAAGGAUAUAAUGGUUUGGAUCUUUGUGGCCUUUUUAUCCUUUGUCAUAUGCUUGAUCAUGGUCUGGACAAUGGCUUUGAAAGGAUUUAGCAUGGUUGCUUGUAUCUUGCCACCAGUCCCAGGACCAAAAAUACCUGGUUUUGACGUCCAUCUGUUAAAGACAGGGAAAGCAGAUGACAUCAUCAGCGCUCUCAGUUGCCCAGUUUUCCCUCUGACAUCAGACUCUGGUGACGAGCUGGAGAAGUGGUUGGUGAUAGACUGCGAAGACCAGGAAUCGAUGCCAAGUAAUGAGAAGAGUCACCUCAAUCAAAAUGCAAUGCCGAUAUACCAGGAAAUAGACAAUGACUCGGGGAGAGGAAGCUGCGAGAGCCCCUCUCUGUUGCUGAAGUGCACGGAAGCUGGAAAUCCCCUCUCUGAACCGAAAGCCCCAGAUGCCGACAAGCUGAAGGGAAGCAUCACUAGGAAAUGCGCUGGGGAAACUCCGGGCAUCGAUCUUGAAGGGCAGCUCCCCUUUUUGAGUAUUGGCCGUCCUAAGGCAUCCACAUGGCCUGGAUCUCAGCUGCCUAACAGUCAGUCUCCCAGUAGUUCCUACAAUGACAUCAUGGAUGCAUGCAAAAUAGCCCUCAGUGCCAUGAAUCUAGACAGGGCGUCCAUUCCGGUGGGGAACAAAGAACAGUGUAAUUCAACAUGCCCUGAAACCGUCGGUGAAGGAAAAACCACCACGCUGCAGGAGGCAGAAAAAUUACCUUUAAAUAUUCAGCAUGAACAAGGGUCGCUGUGGUCCUUUAUGACAGAGAAACUGCCUUUUUUGCCCACCAAGGCAAUGGAUUAUGUAGAAGUUCACAAAGUCAACCACGAUGGAGCUUUGGCUGUAGUGCCAAAACCAAACGGAAAUCUUGACAAAACUGAAAGCUAUCCGGCCCCUGGAGAUCCCAAGGAGUACACCAAGGUCUCCACAGUUGUAGCCAACCACAUUCUCGUGUUAAUUCCAGAUCCCAAGGCAGAACCUUCACCUUCAGUUCAGGAGCCACCAAAGGAACCCUACUGGAGCUCCCAUACAAGUCUGGCAGAGAAAAAUAUGAGCUACUGCCUCCCAGCUCCUAAUGCUUGCCAAAUACAGACUGGUGGGUUAGACUACAUGGAUCCAAAUAAUUUUAUGUGCUCCUUUAAUUAAUUGAAAGGUGGAGUGUCCUUCUUCAGGUAACAACACUACCAGUAAAAUAAACUCUGUUGACACAAAAUCGUCCACAUGCUUGUAGCUCUCACACCUUCGUAUGCUUUAUAUUAAGUCAGUCAGAGACACGCUGAUUGCAGAUAAAAUUAUUUUUCUGAGGGGGAUUUUUUGUGGGGUGGGGGAGUGACUUUACAGCAAACGAAAAGCACAUGGCGUAGUUUUCCAAAGCAAAAACACCCACUUCUGAUGGAUUUAUGAUCAGAAAGGAUCUGUGCAUUCUAAAUCCCAUGUAAAGUGUGGCUGGUUAAGAAGUGGAGGUGGAUCUUAGCAAGUAGGAGAGAAAAUCCAGUCAGAUUCUGGGCCUACUCCAGCGAUGUCCAACCUGCUUUCGGCAAGGUAUGCCGACAUUAAUGUGUGACCAUGACGUGCUUCAACGUGGACUACAAUUCAUGGGCAACCAAAUCAUCACGAGAAGAGGGCACUACUGGAAGCCACGGAGCUGGUUGGAGGGUUUCCCCUCAAAGCCUAAUUGUAUGGCUAUUGAAAGAUUUGAGAUAUAUAAAGCUUAAUAUAUUGAAAGUAUUCCGUACCAGGAAGUAAAA